Messenger RNA from Sordaria macrospora k-hell, 1017 nucleotides. RefSeq lists its product as uncharacterized. The record is from RefSeq and is a predicted model, not a curated record. NCBI's taxonomy places the organism in Eukaryota, Fungi, Ascomycota, Sordariomycetes, Sordariales, Sordariaceae.
AUGUCGAACUCAAACCAGAAAGGUUGGCUCAGAAAGUUGAUUGGCAGGUCCAAAAAGUCAAACUCGGACCUCACGAACCAACAUCAAGGUCACCAACCCAUCAGCCCAGCCCACGAUGCCCUCGCAUCCAACAAUCCAUUUGCCAGUUCCGAGGCAGCCCCGCCCUCUUACAAUGAAGCCAUGUCAGGCAAGCCCGGAGCAUCGGCCAACGGAAAUCAACUAGGCGCCUCGAGUUCACAAGACCCCGGUGCCGCGACCACCUACCGGCGUGUGACCUGGGACGGACAGGUUGUCACGGCUGAAGACGACCCCUACGCCUUCCUUUCCGUCUUCGACACGGUCUUUCUGAUCGACGACAGCGGUUCCAUGAGUGGCCCUCGAUGGUCUGAAGCCGGGAAAGCCAUCGCCGCCAUCGCUCCGAUUUGCGUCGCCCACGACAAGGACGGCAUUGACGUCCACUUCAUCAACCACCCCCACAGUUACACGAAUAUCACGUCGGCGGCCAGAGUCAACGAAAUCUUCAGUGAGGUUAAGCCGAGGGGGGUUACAUUGACAGGACAGCGCCUCUGGGAUAUUCUGGGUCCGUACCUGGAAAGAUACACGGAGGGUUACGAGGAUGAAGACCGGAAGCCCCGGGCUAGCUGGGACCCCGAGAAGACGGGCGUGAAGCCGAUGAACCUGAUUGUGAUCACCGACGGCGAACCGGAUGAUUCGCCCGAGAUGAGGAUAAAACAGUGCAUCAAGAGGCUGGAGAAAGUCGACGCUCCGUACUACCAGAUUGGCAUUCAGUUCUUUCAGGUGGGAAAUGACAAAGAGGCUAAGAAGGCCUUGGCGGCGCUGGAUGAUAAUCUGGGUGACGACAGGGAUAUGGUCGACACGGUGACGUGGGAUGGUGGAGAUACGCUAGCGAGGCAGUUGGAGGGAGACAAGCUGCUCAAAGUCGUGUUGGGGAGUGUCGUCAAGAGGCUGGAUCGUCAGAAGGCGGAUGGUAAGGAUACAAAGGGGAAGAAGAAGUAG